AUGGAUUGCAAGUCUUCAGAUAAGGCUUUCACUCUGAAAUCUCCUAAUGAAGAAUUCACCCAACGCCAGAAAAGUGUUUUUGAUCGAUUAAAUGUUUUGGAUCACAGUAGGAAAUUAGUUACAUCCACUGAUCCAGAUGAUAUCGACGUGGAUAAAACCAACAACAAAAAACAGCAAAGAUCACAAACAAAACAUCUGAGAGGGAAGGAGAGUAUUUUCAAACAACCACAAAAUCCUAUACCCAAAGGUUACUUGAAACGAAUGCCUGAUUUCAAGAAGAAUCCACACAAAUGGAUAAGAUAUUCCCUUGAUGAUGUUAGGGAUGAAGAUAUUUCAGAUAAGGGCAAUACCAGAGCUGCUCUGUCAUUUUUGAAGGAAUUAAAGGACCGGAAAAAAUCAGAAGAAAUGGAGACAGAUGAUGACCUUCCAACUAAAAUUGUAUUCAAGAGGCAUACGCCAGUUCCAAAAGUUAGUAGUACAGAUGAAACAGACAAGUUGAAAGCUAGUUUUAGUGGAUCAAAGAUAGUCAUGCCUGAGUAUGUGCCAGGACAGAAGAUUAAAAAAGAGAAAAAGAAGAGAUUUGUUGAGAGAGGAAGGGAAUUGAAGUUGGAUCAUCUGGAUGCACUUGAUGAAGAAGAGGAACAAUAAAUAUAGGAUCAGUUUGAACUCGCUGCCCUCCUGCUAGAUUUGUCCCUGAAGCUGUUCCAGUAGGGAUCAACAUACAGAAGCAUUUUAGGAUGACGCAAUGAUGGCAGUAAAGUGUCUCCUGAGCUUUCGAUAUUUGCAAUGAGUUACAUCAAAACCUGGCAUUAUUAAACCUACAGCAGUGGGAAUCGAACAUGCUGUCAUGCAGCGUCGACACUAAUUUAGCUAGGUAUUUUCAUAUUAUUUGUAGAAAUUGAUGUAUCAUUUGAUUAAUGUUUAGCUAUUAUAAUGUGUACAUAGAUUAUAUUCGACCUCAAAAUACAUAAAAGUAUGUAACAAUUCA
Messenger RNA from Acanthoscelides obtectus, 988 nucleotides. The record is from the annotation of a GenBank genome assembly. NCBI's taxonomy places the organism in Eukaryota, Metazoa, Arthropoda, Insecta, Coleoptera, Chrysomelidae.